This is a messenger RNA of Entrophospora sp. SA101, 649 nucleotides long. The record is from the annotation of a GenBank genome assembly. NCBI's taxonomy places the organism in Eukaryota, Fungi, Glomeromycota, Glomeromycetes, Entrophosporales, Entrophosporaceae.
GACAUUUUCUAUGGAUUCUUCUAAUAUUGACUAUAACAGCAACAUCAACGACAACAACAAUGACGGUAGAACAUAUACUAUGUACUCCAAUAAUAACACAAUUAGAUCAAGCACCAUGGAUUCAAAUACUAUCGUAAUGAAUUCUUCAGAUUCUAGUACACUUAGAUCAAACACACUAGAUUCCAAUGUUAAAAUGUCAAUGAUGUACGACAAUUUCAAAAUAGUCGAAGAUGAUGAGUAUCAAUACAAUAAUCAUCUACAACAAAAAAUGCCAACCACUUCUCAAUUCAACGGCUUUGAUAAUAUCAAUUCUUUUGGUCCUGCAAACGUAUCCUUGAAACGAUCGGUUGAAUUUAUUGAACAAUUAUUAUCAGGCGAAGAACAGGAGAAAGAAUUAAAGACUUUACGAGUAACAAGUAAAGGCAAAAUUAUUGAAGGGUUGACAGAGGAACAUCACAAGGUGCUCGAAUGGGAAAAUGUUGGUAUUGCGCUCCGCAAAAAAACAAAACUAUUUUGUAAACCGGUAAACAAUGAUAAAUUACCAGAUGGAAAUCCAUCUGGCAAUAUUUUCAUUAAUACAAACCCCACAAUUCCAAAUUGUACCAAUCCACUACCAAUUGACAGCCAAGAUGUAUUUCAAAUAUUAUAG